Molecule: messenger RNA, 1844 nt
Organism: Guillardia theta CCMP2712
Lineage: Eukaryota; Cryptophyceae; Pyrenomonadales; Geminigeraceae
Exons: 4
Coding region: 36-1691 (551 amino acids)
Biological process (GO): transmembrane transport
Cellular component (GO): membrane
Molecular function (GO): transmembrane transporter activity
Source: RefSeq, a predicted model, not a curated record
AAACCGCGGCUCAAGGAGCUGGACAGGCACCAACGAUGGCUCUCGGCGAAGAUAAAAAGCUUUAUGAUGGAUUCUUCAGCAUUCUGGCGAAGAUCCAGAAAAAUCCAUUCCAAUUCAUGCUGGCUGUUUGGUUAGUCAUGUGCGUUGGAGCGUGCAACAAGUUUUUCCUUUUCCCGAUGCCAUGGAUUGCCGGCCAGUCAGAAUGCAGGAAAGAAGUGCUGAGCCCCCCGUUCAAGUCGACUUCGGUCGCAUCUGGAACGUUCACCUACACUCCAGCUGCAUGGAUCCAGGUGAAAAACAAUUGCACGGAGAAAGCAGAAGUCUUCACGUUUGUCACCGAGAAAUUCACCUUGACCACGUCAAACUUCGUCUUCUUCGGCAUCACCAAGGCCAUAUUCAAUUUCACAGUAGGCGUGCUCUCUGAUAUCUUUGGUCGCAAGUGGGCUGUUGUGAUUGGUUGGGUGCUUUCCUUGCCCAUGCCUUUCAUGGUUCUGUACGCGAAUGACUGGUGGACUGUCGCGACAGCCAACAUUUUCCUUGGCAUUCAACAAGCGUUGGUUUGGAGUGCAACUAUCUUCAUCAUGAUCGACUAUCUCGGCCAGGAGCACUCGGGCACGGCUGUUGGGAUCAAUGAGACUAUCGGAUACACGGUGAUCGCCAUCGUGACUGAGAUAGCUGCAGCCAUUCUCGACGAGCACCAUCCUCGUCGCGAGAAUUACUAUGUCGUCCUCGCUAUCAUCGGCUCCAGCAUUGUGAUCUCAACCUUGUUUCUCAAGGAGUCCAAACCCUUGGCAGUAGAUGAAGAAUCUAAAAUCACGGGCCGAUCCAAGGAAACCAUCGAGAAAUCCAAAGAGACCUCGCUAGUGUGGCCCAGCGGCAGAAAGACCCAGGUGGAGGUUGCAAGGAGCGCGUUCAUCUACACAAGCUUCAUCAACAUGUCGCUUGUCUCCAUCUGUUUUGCCGGCCUCAUGGUCAACUUCAUCACCGGGUUUGUGUGGGGCCUCUUCACCAAGUGGAUGAAGAAUGGCCAGGCGAACCGCUGGAAGCCUCUCAGCAAGGGUGACAUCGCCAACAUCGUUCUCUGCUACGGUCUCUUCAAGGGAGUCUUGCAAUUUAUCUUUGGCUUCAUCGGCGACAGGUACGGCAGGAAGUUUGUCAUCAUCUUCGGCCAACUGUUCAAUGUCCUCGGACUCGUCGUCUUUGUUGGCACUGGCCUGGACGAGAACGACCCGAGGGUUGGCUUCUUCUUUGGCGCCAUCUUCCUCGGCCUUGGUACCGCCAUGAUGUAUGCCAACAAUCUCGCUGCGGUUUGCGACCAUAGCGACCCGUCCUGGAGGUCGUCUGCCUUGGGAGCUUACAGAUUUUGGAGGGACCUUGGCUAUGCUAUUGGAGCUCUAGUCACAGGCUCUGUAGCUGACUGGAUUGGUAUCCCUUGGAGCGUCGGUGUGACUGCGAUUCUCGUCGCUCUAUCUGCAGUGCUGCUCCUCAUCUGCUAUAAGGAAGUGCCUGCUGGAGGGGUUGUCGAGGUCUCAGCGGAUACCAAGCUGAGCACGGAGGGAGACGUGGGUCUCAAAGCUCAGAUGACUCCUUCCGGCUCGCAGAUGCUGCUGAUGGGAGGGCUGGACGUGGCACCUCCGAUGGUUUUCUUCCCGCCUCCUCCUCAGCCUUUCCCCACCAUGGGGAUGGCCUGAGUCAUCCGAAUCACCCGGCCGGGUUCGGCUGAAAAGGCCCCGGCAGGCUGGCGCAGGCGGCGAGGCUGCCAGCGCGUCAAAGAAGAAAGGAGGUUGCAAGUUGGUCAGUGUUGCUGAGUUGGGAACAAAACUUUCCACUUGGUCAUUCUUAAG